GCUCGAUCGCCACGCCUUACACUCGAGAGGUUGCAAAGGCCGGCAAGCUGGGGAAGAGAAGGUAUUCCGGUGAAGACCUUGGUGGUCCCCCUAAGAAAGCUAUGGCAGUGAGUCGCCCCAAACACGCGCCCGUUAAUGGAUGCGCUGGCGCUGUGUAUUCGUAAACAGCUACAACAGCAGCACCACUACAACCUACUUCACUUCUCGCGGAGCAUCUUUCUGACAAACAUUAGGACAAAGACACAAUGCAGGUCGACGACCCUGCUGCUGCUGUCCAGCAGCUAAAGCACGCCGAUGGCGAGAUCGACGAGUCUCUGUACAGCAGACAGCUGUACGUGCUCGGCCACGAGGCCAUGAAGCGUAUGGGACAGUCUCACGUCCUUAUAGCUGGGCUCCGCGGCCUCGGUGUUGAGAUCGCGAAGAACAUCGCUCUCGCUGGAGUCAAGUCAUUGACGCUAUACGAUCCCAAGCCCGCCGCUCUCGCCGAUUUGUCGUCGCAAUUUUUCCUCCACCCCGAGGACGUCGGCAAGCCUCGAGCAUCUGUCACCGUUCCCCGCGUCUCAGAGCUCAACCCAUACACACCAGUGCACGAGUUCUCAGGGAGCGACCUGACGUCAGAUCUGUCGCAGCUGAAGCAGUUCCAGGUCGUUGUUUUGACAGACACACCGCUGAACGACCAAAUUAAGAUUGCCGACUACUGUCAUGACAAUGGCAUCUACGUCGUCAUCUCGGAUACGUACGGUCUGUUCGGUACCAUCUUUACAGAUUUCGGCAAGAACUUCACCGUCACCGACACCACCGGCGAGAACGUCAACAGCGGUAUCAUUGCAGGAAUCGACUCAGAGGGCCUUGUGUCUGCGCUGGACGAGACUCGGCAUGGUCUUGAGGAUGGUGACUGGGUUACCUUUACCGAAAUCGAGGGCAUGACUGGGCUGAACGGCUGUGAGCCUCGCAAGAUUGAAGUAAAGGGCCCAUAUACGUUCUCCAUCGGCGAUGUCUCCGGACUGGGUGAAUACAAGAAGGGCGGCCAAUACAUCCAGGUCAAGAUGCCCAAGAUCUUGAAUUUCCAGCCUCUCAGCCAGCAGCUGAAGAAGCCUGAGCUAUUGAUUUCCGACUUCGCCAAGUUUGACCGACCGCAGCAGCUGCACGUUGGUAUUCAGGCUCUUCAUGAAUUCGCCAACAAGCACAAUGGGGAAUUCCCUCGCCCACACAACGAGAGCGAUGCUGCAGAGAUUUAUCAGAUCGCGCAAGGACUUGCUGGCCAAGGAGAGGACAAAGUUGAGUUGGACGAGAGGUUGAUCAAGGAAUUGAGUUUCCAGGCACGUGGUGACCUCAGCCCGGUCGCCGCUUUCUUCGGAGGUUUAGCCGCUCAGGAAGUACUGAAGUCAGUGUCCGGCAAAUUCCACCCUAUCGUGCAGUUCCUCUACUUCGAUUCGUUGGAGUCGCUACCUACGUCGACCAAGCGCUCGGAGGAGCAGUGUGCUCCUAUUGGCUCGCGAUACGAUGGUCAAAUCGCUGUUCUCGGAAAGGAAUACCAGGAGAAGCUCGGAAACGUCAAGGAGUUCCUCGUCGGCGCUGGUGCGAUUGGUUGCGAAAUGUUGAAGAACUGGGCUAUGAUGGGACUGGGCGCAGGACCUAAGGGUCAAAUCUGGGUAACCGAUAACGAUCAGAUCGAGAAGAGCAACCUCAACCGACAAUUCCUGUUCCGACCAGCAGAUGUUGGCAAACUCAAGAGUGAGGCCGCAGCGAAGGCUGUGCAAGCCAUGAACCCUGACUUGAACGGCAAGAUCGUGCACAUGCAGGAGAAGGUCGGCCCAGAGACAGAACACAUCUUCAACGAGAAAUUCUGGGAUAACCUUGAUGCUGUCACAAAUGCUUUGGACAAUGUCGAAGCCCGAACAUAUGUCGAUCGCCGCUGUGUAUUCUUCCGCAAAUCAUUGCUGGACUCUGGUACCCUCGGAACCAAAGGCAACACCCAAGUCAUUAUCCCACAUAUCACGGAAUCCUACUCCUCGUCACAAGACCCGCCCGAGAAGUCGUUUCCUAUGUGCACUCUGAGGAGUUUUCCGAACCGAAUCGAGCACACCAUUGCCUGGGCUCGUGAAAUGUUCGAUACAUUCUUCGUCAAGGGUCCAGAGGUUGUGAACCUCUACCUUACUCAGCCCGAUUACCUAGGUGCGUCAUUGAAGCAAUCUGGCAACGAGAAGCAGACACUAGAAACGCUUCGGGACUUCCUGGUGACAGAGAAGCCUCUGACAUUCGAUGAUUGCAUUAUCUGGGCUCGCCAGCAAUUUGAGAAAAAUUACAACCAGGCGAUUCAACAAUUGCUGUACAACUUCCCGAAGGAUUCCACAACGGGUUCCGGCCAGCCCUUCUGGUCAGGGCCAAAGCGCGCUCCGGAUGCGCUGAAAUUCGACCCCUCAAACCCCACUCAUUUCACGUUUGUGGAGGCUGCGGCCCACCUCCACGCGUUCAACUACGGCAUCAACCCUAAGGGUGUUACGAAAGAACAUUACUUGGAGGUGUUGAACGAUAUGAUUGUGCCGGACUGGAAGCCCGACCCAACUGUGAAGAUCCAGGCGAGCGACUCCGACCCUGACCCGAAUGCUCAACCUGCAGGACCCGUUGACGACAACGAAGUUUUGAACAAGCUGGUAUCAUCACUUCCAGCGCCGAAGUCAAUGGCUGGGUUCAAGCUUGAGCCUGUGGAGUUUGAGAAGGACGACGAUACCAACCAUCACAUCGACUUCAUCACAGCCGCUAGCAAUCUUCGCGCUGAGAACUACAAGAUUGAGCAGGCUGACAAGCACAAGACGAAGUUCAUCGCUGGCAAGAUCAUUCCUGCUAUCGCAACCACCACCGCGCUUGUCACUGGUCUUGUAAACCUAGAGCUGUAUAAGCUCCUGGACGGCAAGACGGACAUUGAGCAAUACAAGAACGGUUUCGUCAACCUCGCUCUCCCCUUCUUCGGUUUUAGCGAGCCGAUAGCUAGCCCUAAGGGCGAGUACACUGGUCACAACAACGAGAAGGUACAAAUUGACAAGCUGUGGGACCGCUUCGAAGUGGAAGACAUCGUCCUCGAGGAGUUCAUCGACCAUUUUGAGAGGAAGGGUCUCAAUGUCCAGAUGGUCAGCUCGGGCGUCAGCUUGCUGUACGCAUCGUUCUACCCGCCGGCCAAGCUAAAGGAUAGGAUGGGUCUCACGAUGAGCAAGCUGGUCGAGUUUAUUAGCAAGAAGCCCGUGCCGGAGCACCAGAAGAACGUCAUCUUCGAGGUAACGGCUGAGGACCAGACCGAGGAGGACGUUGAGAUCCCGUAUGUCAUGGUCAAGCUGCAAAAGUAAAUGCCACUGGCUGGGUAUUGGAAGGUUUGGCGUAGUGAUGAGACGGCGUAUUGCUCGCUUGCAACGGAAGGUUGUGGAGGCAUCAUACAUAGAUGAGCAUUGAACGCGA
This is a messenger RNA of Paraphaeosphaeria sporulosa, 3450 nucleotides long. RefSeq names its product putative poly(A) RNA transport protein. Bases 246 to 3341 code for a protein of 1031 amino acids. Gene Ontology annotation, biological process: protein sumoylation. Gene Ontology annotation, molecular function: SUMO activating enzyme activity. Lineage: Eukaryota; Fungi; Ascomycota; Dothideomycetes; Pleosporales; Didymosphaeriaceae. The transcript is spliced from 2 exons. Gene Ontology annotation, cellular component: cytoplasm; SUMO activating enzyme complex. The record is from RefSeq and is a predicted model, not a curated record.